UUUCAGCCAAUCGCAAGCGAGCAACGCGUGGCGUCAACUGGUAAACAAACAGAAGCCUGGCGGCCAUUACAGUCUGGGGCAAAACCAAGAAAAAAAACGUUUGUGGUGCGUGGCCAUGAAAGACCCGAGACUAAGUCACGUGACGCUCGCCGCCGACACAGCCCCGAGCGACCGAAGCGACGCACGGGAUUCCGACCCGUUCGCCGAGUACGUGUGGAUGGAGCACGAGGAGGAGUUCGACAGGCAGGUGGAGGAGGAGUUGUGGGAGGAGGACUUCAUGGAGAGGUGCUUCCAGGAGAUGCUGGACGAGGAGGAGGAGUCGGAAUGCUUCGUCCCGUCCAGAGACCUGCCGGACGACCGUGGGUGCGCGGUCGACUUGCCGACGAACACGAUCAGUGUCCUGAACCCCAACGCCAAGGAGUUCACGCCGGGCAUCCAGAAGCACGUCAUGUGACCGAUCGACAAAAUGGCCGCAGCUUCUCUCCCCGCCGUCGGUGUGUGGGCGUGCCCCGAAUGUAUUUGUGCACUCUGAUUGGUUCAAAUGUUAUGUCGUGUUGCGCUGUUUUGGCUUCAGGUAGGUGCCGUGUUACCCACAAUGCUUUGCUACAGCUGCACGCCGCUGUCUUGUUUUUCUAAAGGCACUCAUCUACUGUAGAGAGAGCACAAAAUGUUAAAAAAAAAUCUAUUUUUCUUAAACUAUUUGGAAAUAAAUGUUUACUGAAGAAAAUGUG
Molecule: messenger RNA, 731 nt
Organism: Phycodurus eques (leafy seadragon)
Lineage: Eukaryota; Metazoa; Chordata; Actinopteri; Syngnathiformes; Syngnathidae
Product: polyadenylate-binding protein-interacting protein 2-like
Exons: 4
Coding region: 116-454 (112 amino acids)
Biological process (GO): negative regulation of translational initiation
Cellular component (GO): cytoplasm
Molecular function (GO): mRNA regulatory element binding translation repressor activity
Source: RefSeq, a predicted model, not a curated record